This is a messenger RNA of Linum trigynum, 1005 nucleotides long. Lineage: Eukaryota; Viridiplantae; Streptophyta; Magnoliopsida; Malpighiales; Linaceae. The record is from the annotation of a GenBank genome assembly.
UAUACAAGGUUAGGAUAAAAUGUGGCGCCAUAUUUUUCCCGCGGAAAAAUAGUUAGGGUUUAGUCUAAGGUACAUGAACUUGGGAUAAACAUGGGUAGUUAUUAAACCUAAAAUUAAAAAUAUACUUUUUUCGAUUGAAUAAAAAAUUGAGUGCUAUUAGUAAAUAUUUGCUCAUAUUAAUAUUUGAUACUUCCCCAUACACGUAGUACACAGCUAGAGUCAGCUGGCGUUUGGCUUUACUAAGUAAGGUUUUUUAUUUUAAAUAUUUUCGUUAUUUCUGAAAAUGAUAAAGAAAUCACUAAGAUAAAGAAUAGAAAGUUCAACUAGUUCCUACCAAAAAUAUAAGAUAUCAAAAAUCGAGUUAUUAAUGGAGAUAAUUAUUAAGUGGCCCAUUCAAGCAUUAAUUCGGCGAUCAUUCCCAGUAGGGUUUUGUAAUCUACAUCCUUGGUUCCCCAAAAUUUCCAGCAGUGACAAUGACGUCGGAGGCAGACCCACCAUUGACGUCGGAGGAAGUCCUACUAUUGACGUCGGAGUCAGUCCAAGAAAACGCUGGUGCCGGAGCCAGUCACACCACCCAUGAAGAUAAUGUCGCUGAUCUCAUAUUUCUACAGCAUGAAGAUAUUAAAAAAAUGAAGUUCGAUGAUACAGAAGAAGCCUAUGAUUUCUACAUGGACUACGGGUUAGUCAAAGGCUUCGACAUCAGAAAAUCAGACAUUGGUCGUGAUAAGAACAAAGUUAUGAUAUGGCGUGACUACGUAUGCUCUGGCGAGGGAAAGAGGCGCAUGAAGAGCACAGAAUGAAAGAGAGAAGCAAGAGGGGAGACCAGAUUUAACUGCAGAGCCAAGAUGCGUGUUAAACAAGACAAUGUCGAUGGGAAGUGGUAUGUGAACUAGUUUGAUGAUGUACACACACAUGAAACGAUCCCGAGAGAAUAUAGACACUACGUGAAAGGGAAACAUCGUAUGAGUGAUGCAGUCAAAUCAGCGAUAAAUUUUAGAAGAGCUG